AUGCCCGGCGGCAAGGGAAAGUCCUCUGGCGGAAAGAGCUCUGGUGGCAAGACCAGCGGCGCCGACGGCCAGAAGAAGCAGCAGAGCCACUCUGCCCGCGCCGGCCUCCAGUUCCCCUGCGGUCGUGUUAAGCGAUUCCUCAAGCAAAACACCCAGAGCAAGAUGCGCGUCGGUGCCAAGGCUGCCGUCUACGUUACUGCUGUUCUGGAGUAUCUUACCGCUGAAGUCCUCGAGCUGGCUGGCAACGCCGCCAAGGACCUCAAGGUCAAGCGCAUCACGCCCAGACAUCUUCAGCUCGCCAUUCGUGGUGACGAAGAGCUCGACACCCUGAUCCGCGCCACGAUUGCCUACGGUGGUGUUCUGCCGCACAUCAACCGCGCGCUGCUGCUCAAGGUUGAACAGAAGAAGAAGAACAAGGCCCUCGAGGCAUAA
Messenger RNA from Akanthomyces muscarius, 432 nucleotides. RefSeq lists its product as uncharacterized. Bases 1 to 432 code for a protein of 143 amino acids. The record is from RefSeq and is a predicted model, not a curated record. The transcript has 3 exons. Gene Ontology annotation, molecular function: DNA binding; structural constituent of chromatin; protein heterodimerization activity. NCBI's taxonomy places the organism in Eukaryota, Fungi, Ascomycota, Sordariomycetes, Hypocreales, Cordycipitaceae. Gene Ontology annotation, cellular component: nucleosome.